GACUCAUCCGCAAUCGCAGAGCAAACACAAGAGCUACACUGAAGAGUGCACAGACGCUCAACUUCGCAACCUAAAUUCUCACCAGCCUUCAUUAAACAGGCAAAAAAUGUCUCUGGUUCCCCUGAUUUUCGACGACAUCAUCAGACCCAUCAGCCUGUUCGACCAGAACUUUGGGCUUGGUUUGCUGAACGACGACCUUCCUCCAAUGCUGCCCUACGGAGCAUACAUGCGGCCUUGGAGACACCUUGCCAGGUCGCAGAGCGGCGUCUCUAGCGUGUCCAACGACAGCUCGAAAUUCCAGGUCAACCUGGACGUUCAGCAGUUCAAGCCGGAGGAAAUCUCGGUCAAGAUCGUGGACAACGCCGUGGUCAUCGAGGGCAAGCACGAGGAGAAGCAGGACCAGCACGGCUUCAUCUCCAGACAGUUUGUGCGCAAGUACGUCUUGCCCGAAGGGGUCGACAAGGAGAAGGUCGAGUGCAAACUGUCCUCCGACGGGGUGCUCAUCAUCUCUGCACCCAAGCUGGCUCUUCCUGACGCCAAGGAGCAGUCGAUCCAUAUCAUGCAAACAAACCAGCCCGCAGUGCAGAGCAAGCAGUCUGAAGACAAGAAGGCAUCUCAUUUGUAAUUAAAAAAAGCAGUCAUUUUUUUUUGCAAUAUAAUUGCAAAAUAAUUCUCUUUAUUUAAAUCUAUGUAAUGUAAAACAUUUUAACAUUUUAAAAUAGUUUAUUUGUUCUCACAACUGACUGAAUACUAAUUAUUAAUUUAAUGUAAUGGUAUGAUUGGGUACAAGUGUACAAAUAAAAGUUUAGAAUCCUCACCCUUCA
Molecule: messenger RNA, 824 nt
Organism: Neocloeon triangulifer
Lineage: Eukaryota; Metazoa; Arthropoda; Insecta; Ephemeroptera; Baetidae
Product: protein lethal(2)essential for life-like
Exons: 3
Coding region: 107-625 (172 amino acids)
Biological process (GO): response to heat; protein refolding
Molecular function (GO): protein folding chaperone
Source: RefSeq, a predicted model, not a curated record